AUGUCAACGCAGUCUCUAGCCAAUGCUGCGUACAUGACGUACUUCCUUGCGGUCAAGGCUGUACCUGUCGUGGCAGUAGGUUCGUCUGUUGUGUUUGCCCUCUCUCCCUGGCCCACAGUUGCCAUUAUCCGCCGAGAACGUAACACCCUUCAGUUCCCAUUUGCCCCAUUUUUCUUCUACUUUGUGCAGAAUAUAGUGAACUCAUUGUACGGCUGGACCGCGAGUAACGCUGUGGUAGGCGGUUGUUCAUUACUCGGCGUUAUACUCGGAUUGUACUACGUGCUGGUUUUUUAUAAGUACACACGUGAUCGUACACAAGUGACUCGUAUGUUAUCAACCGCCAUGUUAGUUAUUCUAUUGUUACUACACCAGGUAGUGACGCGACCGUCUGGGGAAACUCAGCUACUAAUUGGUAUCCCAGCAAACAUUUUAUCAGUAUUUACAGCCGCUUCGCCAUUGCUGCAACUUAAGGGUAUCUUACGUCGGAAAGAUGCUUCGGGGAUACCGUUUGGUAUGUCGGUUAUGAACGUUGUAGGUGGUUCGAUCUGGUUUUCAUAUGGUGUGCUGCUGGGUGACCCAUUGAUUAUCUGCCCAAAUUUAUUUGCGCUGACCAUGGGAAUUAUUCAAGUGUCGCUCGUUGUGCGAUAUCCUGGAGCUAAAAAAGGCAAAAAUAUGGCAGAAUUAAAGGCCAAGUCGUCACCGCCGCCGACAAAAGUGACAAAACAGAAAUCUGACGAUAUGAUGGAAGCCAAGGACUUUGUCAUCUCCAACGUUCAACAUGGUGAAAUUGAAGUCGAAGUAUUUGUUGCAGGCGAUGGUGUCAAUUAUCCAAAACUGGGUCAGACUGUAGUGGUGCACUACACGGGUUACCUGCAAGACGGUAAGAAGUUUGAUUCGUCACGCGAUCGGAACAAACCAUUAAAGUUUAAACUCGGCGCUGAGCAAGUGAUUCCUGGUCUUGACGAAGGAGUUGAGAGGGUUUCCAGGGUUGGUCCCACCUAA
Messenger RNA from Plasmopara halstedii, 1002 nucleotides. RefSeq names its product fkbp-type peptidyl-prolyl cis-trans. The record is from RefSeq and is a predicted model, not a curated record. Gene Ontology annotation, cellular component: membrane. Gene Ontology annotation, molecular function: peptidyl-prolyl cis-trans isomerase activity; sugar transmembrane transporter activity. Gene Ontology annotation, biological process: carbohydrate transport. The coding region runs from base 1 to 1002 and encodes 333 amino acids. NCBI's taxonomy places the organism in Eukaryota, Oomycota, Peronosporomycetes, Peronosporales, Peronosporaceae. The transcript has 6 exons.